UUGCGUGCGCGCUCCCGGCACACGACCCGCGCGGGUUCAGGCUCUUUGUGAGUAGGAGGAGGCGGCACCACCGAGAGCACCGGAUACCGGCGUCAGACCCAGCAUGGCGGACGAUAAACCAAAGGAAGGAGUGAAGACUGAGAACAAUGAUCACAUUAACUUGAAAGUGGCUGGCCAGGAUGGCUCAGUGGUGCAGUUCAAAAUCAAGAAACAUACGCCACUCAACAAGCUUAUGAAGGCUUAUUGUGAACGACAGGGGUUGUCAAUGAGGCAAAUUAGAUUCCGAUUUGAUGGGCAGCCUAUCAAUGAGACGGACACACCAGCACAGUUGGAAAUGGAGGAUGAAGAUACAAUUGAUGUUUUCCAGCAGCAGACGGGAGGAAACUUCUAGAACAUGUUUAUUGCCCAAUCCGUCACCUACUGGCUCCACUGUUAAAUUUCCUGACUAUGUUCACCUCAUCCCCCUUCCCUUAUUGUACAUAAACAUAGGGUGGAUGUGUGUUAUUCUAGGGGUUAAUUUUUGUUUGUUUUUUUACGUUUAUUUUGAUUUUGGACCAAGUUAUCCUAAAAUUGUGGGAGAUUUGCACAGUCUCCAACCUUAAUCUUUAUUUUGAUCUAUUUUGUUCAACUUUUAUUCCGGUAAAUUAUUUUGCUGUCCUUUUACAGACCCCCACCCAGUGCUGUCAAAUACAGGCACCUACCUUUGUACUGGCUGGGUUAUCCCUACACUGCAAUAUACAGGCACCUCCAGCAGCUAAUGGGUUAUACUUAUGGGAGCAAACCCUCAUCACAAUUGGGGUAUAAUGUUUUUUUUUUUUAUUAUUAACUGUUAACGAUUUUAUAUCUUUUUGUAUGUAGCUGUUACAUGUAGCUGGGUGCAUAACUAGGAAUGAUGUAAAAAAAGAAAAAAAAACACAUUUUAGGUAGAUAUUCCCUUUCCAACAUCUCGUUGUUUAAAUAAAUCUUGUUUAAAAUAAA
This is a messenger RNA of Pseudophryne corroboree (corroboree frog), 978 nucleotides long. It is a transcript of the gene SUMO2, whose product is annotated as small ubiquitin like modifier 2. Gene Ontology annotation, cellular component: nucleus. The coding region runs from base 104 to 391 and encodes 95 amino acids. The record is from RefSeq and is a predicted model, not a curated record. Gene Ontology annotation, molecular function: protein tag activity; ubiquitin-like protein ligase binding. NCBI's taxonomy places the organism in Eukaryota, Metazoa, Chordata, Amphibia, Anura, Myobatrachidae. The transcript is spliced from 4 exons. Gene Ontology annotation, biological process: protein sumoylation.